Molecule: messenger RNA, 5085 nt
Organism: Tupaia belangeri chinensis (Chinese tree shrew)
Lineage: Eukaryota; Metazoa; Chordata; Mammalia; Scandentia; Tupaiidae
Gene: TFRC
Product: transferrin receptor
Exons: 18
Coding region: 49-2331 (760 amino acids)
Biological process (GO): intracellular iron ion homeostasis; transferrin transport
Cellular component (GO): external side of plasma membrane
Molecular function (GO): transferrin receptor activity
Source: RefSeq, a predicted model, not a curated record
UAUUAAUUCUUUUUUCUAAUACUAGGUUCUUCUGUGUGGCAGCUCAGAAUGAUGGAUCAAGCCAGAUCAGCAUUCUCUAACUUGUUUGGUGGAGAACCGUUGUCAUAUACCCGGUUCAGUCUUGCUCGACAAGUAGAUGGCGACAACAGUCACGUGGAGAUGAAGCUGGCUGCCGACGAAGAAGAAAAUGCUGACAGUAACAUGAGGGCCAAUGUCCCCAGACGAAGAAAGUGUAAUGGAAGUAUCUGCUACGGGACUAUUGCUGUAAUCAUCUUCUUCUUGAUUGGAUUUAUGAUUGGCUACUUGGGCUACUGUAAACGUGGAGAACCAAAAGCUAAGUGUGACAGGGAGGCAGAAGCAGAGUCUUCAGACGUGGAAGAGCCGGAAGAGAACUUUCCCGAAAUACCUCGCUUAUACUGGGCAGACCUCAAAACAAUGUUGUCAAAGGAACUGGAUGCCGCACAGUUCACCAGUACCAUCGAGUGGCUGAAUGGAAAUUCAUAUAUCCCUCGUGAGGCUGGAUCUGAAAAAGAUGAAAAUCUUGCGUUUGCUAUUAAAAAUCGAUUCCGUGACUUUAAACUCAGCAAAGUCUGGCAUGACGAACAUUUUGUCAAAAUUCAAGUCAAAGGCAGUGCUGCAAACUCGGUGAGCGUAGUGGGUCCGAGCAAUGACACGAUACACCUGGUGGAGAAUCCUGGUGGCUAUGUGGCAUACAGUAAGGCGACCACAGUCACUGGUAAACUGGUCCACGCUAAUUUUGGUACUAAAAAAGACUUUGAGGAUUUAAAAUCUCCUGUGAAUGGAUCUUUAGUGAUUGUUAGAGCAGGGAAAAUCACUUUUGCAGAAAAGGUUGCAAAUGCUGAAAGCUUUAAUGCAAUUGGUGUCCUGAUAUACAUGGACAAGGCCAAGUUUCCCAUUGUUAUGGCAGACGUUCCAGUCUUUGGACAUGCUCAUCUAGGAACAGGUGACCCGUAUACGCCUGGAUUCCCUUCUUUCAAUCACACUCAGUUUCCACCAUCUCAGUCAUCAGGACUGCCUAAUAUACCUGUUCAAACCAUUUCCAGAGCUGGUGCCGAAGCGCUGUUUAAACAUAUGGAAGGAGAGUGUCCUUCUGGUUGGGAAAUAGACCCUUCCUGCCGGCUGCAGUCCUCGGAGAAUAAGAGAGUGAAGCUUACUGUGAACAAUGUGCUGAAAGAGAUGAGAAUUAUCAACACCUUCGGAGUUAUUAAAGGCUUUGAAGAACCAGAUCGCUAUAUUGUAGUAGGGGCCCAGAGGGAUGCCUGGGGUCCUGGAGCUGCCAAGUCCAGUGUCGGAACAGCUCUCCUGCUGGAACUUGCCCGGAUAUUCUCAAAUAUGGUCCUAAAAGAUGGAUUUAAACCCAGCCGAAGCAUUGUCUUUGCCAGCUGGAGUGCUGGCGACUUUGGAGCUAUUGGUGCCACAGAGUGGCUCGAGGGAUACCUUUCCUCCUUGCACUUAAAGGCUUUCACUUACAUUAACCUGGAUAAAGCUGUUCUUGGUAUCAGCAACUUCAAGGUUUCUGCCAGCCCGCUGUUGUAUAAACUUAUUGAGAAAACAAUGAAAGAUGUGAAAAACCCCACUACUAAACGCCCCCUCUAUGAGGACAGCAACUGGACCAACAAAGUUGAGAAACUUUCUUUCGACAAUGCUGCUUUCCCUUUCCUUGCAUAUUCUGGAAUCCCAGCAGUUUCUUUCUGUUUUUGUGAGGACGCAGAUUAUCUGUAUCUGGGUACGACCAUGGAUACCUAUGAUGCACUGGUUCGUGCCGUCCCUCAGUUGGACCAGAUGGCACGCGCGGCAGCAGAAGUGGCUGGCCAGCUCAUGAUCAAACUCACCCACGAGAUCGAGUUGAACCUGGACUAUGAGAUGUAUAACAACGAAAUUCUCUCCUUUGUGAGGGGUCUCAACCAAUUCAGAGCCGACAUAAAGGAGAUGGGCCUGAAUCUGCAGUGGCUGUAUUCUGCUCGUGGGGACUUUUUCCGAGCCACUUCCAGACUGACCACAGAUUUCCACAAUACCGAGAUCACAAACAGAUUUGUCAUGAGGGAAAUCAAUGAUCGUAUCAUGAAAGUGGAAUACCACUUCCUCUCGCCCUACGUAUCUCCGAGAGAGUCUCCUUUCCGACACAUCUUCUGGGGGUGUGGCUCUCACACUCUGUCAGCUUUACUAGACAACCUGAAGCUACGUCAGAGAAAUAGCGGCGCUUUUAAUGAGACGCUGCUGAGGAACCAGCUGGCCCUCGCCACUUGGACUAUUCAGGGAGCUGCAAAUGCCCUCUCUGGGGACGUCUGGGACGUCGACAAUGAGUUUUAAAUGCGAUGCCGUAACUUCACGUAAGAACAGCGGGGUAGUCUGGUUUCUAGCCUUGUGCUGGUCAUGCUAAUUGUUCAGUAGGUCGACAAAACCUUAUGUUAGAACUCUACCCAGUCACCUUGGUACUUCUAGAUAUAUGUCUUUAGGUGGCAACUUUUACUACCGGGUAGGUACCUGCACUUCAAGUUAAAGUGAAUAACCACUUAAAAAAUGUUCAUGAUAGAAUAUUUCCUCUGAUUAUCUCUAGAAUUUUAAGUGCUUUGUAAUGGUAACUGCCUCUUUCCUGUUAUAGUUAUGGGAGUAUCCACCAGUUACAUGAACAGUCGCUCUAAAUCCUGAGGGCACGAGCUGGUAUCUUUUGAGGUGGGAGGAAGAAGGUGGUGUUUGCUGAAGGUUAAAAGUGGUGGCAUAGUUUGAUCCUCCAGCCUUCAUUUGAUGCUAGAUAGGAGAUACCAGGUUGUAAGACCUUAUUCUCCAAACGCGAUCGUAUGCCUUUCCCGAGGAUUUAGCUGGUUUCCAUAUCCCUGAAUGAAACAGUUAAACUUUGAGAAGAGGGAGACUUGUUUUCCUGCCAGUGAGGGCUGAAAGAGAGGUCCUUCCACUGGAUCAAAUGAGGUUCAACUGUUUAUUGCAGGAGUAAGGCCUUAAUGUGUUUACCUUGAUAAUAUUUAUGAAAAGAGGAGACCAGAAGCCAAAGACGUCGUGUAUUUUCUUUUCCUCUGACCCCUACCCUAAGAGUCUAUGUUUAGUUCUUUGUCGUGAUUUCUUCCAAAGUAUUUUGAAAGAGAACCAGUUUCAGGUGUUUAAUUUCAGGCUCAGUUUGUCAGACUUAAAGAACACAUUGCCACACCUCGGGCAUUGUUAGUCUUUGGGAAAAGCUUUCUAUCAUUUUGGCACUGAGAUAUUUAUUGUUUAUUUAUCAGUGACAGAGUUCACUAUAAAUGGUGUUUUUUUAUAGAAGAUAAUUAUCGGAAGCAGUGCCUUCCAUAAUUAUGACAGUUAUACUGUCGUUUUUUUUGAAUAAAAGCAGCAUCUGCUAAUAAAACCCAAUAGAUACUGGAACUUUUGCACUUAUGGCCAACACUUCAGGGCUGUAGAAAACAGCCACGAGACAAUUAAAUCAUACACUUUUUGGAGAAGCAUUCAAUUUAAUUAGGGGUUGCUAAUUGAGUUAAAUUUCUACCUAGCAGACCACGUAAAAAUGAUCGUUCUCCUAAAUGUAACGACUUGUGACCGAGUUAUAAAUACACGUCAGUAAAAGGCCGGGUAGCGCUUGUGUAUGUAAAAUUGUACAACUCGGUUUACCCAGGGUAUUGCUUCAGUUCCAGCUUUGCAAAACUUCCAGUACCUUUGUCACAGAGCUAACUCACAUUAUCGGGAGCAGUGUCUUCCAUAAUGUAUAAAGAACAAGGUAGUUUUUGCCUACCACAGUGUCUACAUCGGAGACAGUGAUCUCCAUAUGCUACACUAAGGGUGUACGUAAUUAUCGGGAACAGCGCUUCCCAUAAUUUUCUUCAUGCAAUGACAUCUUCAGAGCUUGAAGAUCGUUAGUAUCUAACAUGUAUUCCCAACUCCCUGUACUUCACUUCUAGUUUUAGUUGCAGAGACAUUUUGUGGUCAUUAAGCAUUUGGUGGGUAAAUUCAACUACUGUAAAAUAAAAUGACUUCCUUCAAGAUUUUGUUUUGUUUUGUUUUAAACUUCAUGUGGGGAUUUUGUUAUCUUUGUGGUCUCUCCAGGUCUUCUAUGUAGUGAGAUAGUAGUGUAGCAUUUGCUGUUGACAAUGAAUUUAACAUUACCCCCUCAUUUGCAUGUUAUUGCCUAUAAACUUAGUUCAAGUAACUUCGAAUCCAGAAUUGACCUUUUUGGCUUAAAGCAGGAGGGAAUUGUAUAGGAGGUUUUGGGGGGUGGGGGUGGGCACGGAGUGAGGGGUGUGGGGAAGCAAAGCUUGCAAAAGAAUCUUUGAUCAUGUCUACCUACCCACUAGUUUAUGGCGGCUGUGAAUUAAAUGUAGAUAUGAACAACUACAUUUGAGACUAUGUGAGUCCAGACUGUAUUUUCUAGUUAGCCAUCAUUAUAGACCUGAUGAUCAGGUAGCCAUUUAUUCAGAACGGCCACCUAUGAAAAUGUCCACAAAGGGUCUUCAUGUUCUUCGGCUUGGUGUCACUUACCUGUUAUGGUAGACCUCGGUUAUUGCAGCCUCACAUUUCCUCACUGCGCACCGUCUCUAAUCUUCACAGUGCUUUAUUUUGGACCAAUCCUUAGUUGAGUGAAAAGGUCACAGCUGGGGUUCCUGGUUUGGGUACCCUGCAUACACACUUCAGUGACUUCAGGGCAUAAUAGGGAUAAAGGGCAUACAUUUUAUAGCAGUAAAUCUCUUCAAAACUCCUUUCCUAGGGUUAGGUAGAGUUGUUUCCGAUCAAAUGAGCCAGUAAGUGGCAAGAGGCUUAAUAUUCCUGAACAAAAUGUGUAUCUGAGUAGUGACAACCUGCUAGACUUCAUUUUUCUUUCUGGUUAAAGAUACCAUGUGCAUCUUGAAGGUAAGGGAUAAAAUGAGUGAGUUCUGCCAUGAUUCACUAUUUUAGAACUUGCAUGACUUUUACUGUGUUUGCUCUUUGAAUGUUGUGAAAAUUUUAGACUUGUCAACCUGCUCAGCUAUGUCUUUGUAAACAAGUGAUAUGCCCUUAAAAUUGUAUACAAGCUGGUAUGAGCAACAAUGUGGAGAUUAUUUGAUUUAAUAAAAUGCUUGAACACUG